GUCCCUGCUGCCCAGCCCCUGCUGGCCUUUCUGUGCACAGCAGGUCAGGAUGGGGAGGUGCCUGGUGCCCCGACUGCCUGCCCUCCCUGUGUGCCUCGCCGUGGUCCAGCUGCUCAGCCCCUGCUCAGCUGAGUUUGCUGUGGUCGGCCCCCCCGAGCCCAUCCUGGCCAUGGUGGGUGAAGACGCAGACCUGCCCUGUCACCUGUCCCCAAAGAUGAGCGCUGAGGCCCUGCAGCUGAUGUGGGUGCAACCCAGCCGCAGGCAGGUAGUGCACGUGUACGCACACGGGCAGGAGGAGACACCGGCAGAGCAGUUUCGAGGGAGAACUUCGAUUUCACGAGAGGACGUCACUGUGGGGAAGGCCGCUCUCCGGAUUCGCAGUGUCAGCGUCUCUGACAAUGGAACCUACCUGUGUUAUUUCCAAGAUGGAGACUUCUAUGCAAAAGCCCAGGUGGAGCUGCAGGUGGCAGCGCUGGGCUCUGAUCCCCACAUUAACAUGACGGGCUACGAGGCUGGACGGAUCCGUGUGAACUGCACAUCUGCCGGCUGGUACCCGCAGCCCCAGAUCCAGUGGAGAGACGCCAGGGGACAGAGCUUGUUCUCGGAGGCAGCAUCUGAGGCUGCAGACCCCCAGGGCCUUUAUGCAGCCUCAGCCUCUGUGAUCCUGGAAGGCGGCUCUGGGGAGGUGGUCUCCUGUGUCAUCAGAAACCCCCUGGUGGGCCAGGAGAGGUCAGCCAGGCUUUCCAUCGCAGGUCCCUUCUUCAGGGACACACAGCCUUGGGUGGUGGUGCUCGCGGUGAUGGUGCUGGUUCUUGGGGAGCUCCUGGUGGGGGUGGCGUGCUGGCUGCACCAAGGGCGGAAGAGGAUCCAGGCCCUGUCCCAGGAGAGGGGGAUAGAGCGAGCCGAGAAAGAAGCAGCACAAGCUGAGAGAGAAGCAGCACAAGCCGAGAGAGAAGCAGCACAAGCUGAGAGAGAAGCGGCACGAGCUGACAGAAAAGCAGCGCGCGCACAGCUGCGGCAGGAGUGGCAGCUGCAGCGAAGCAUCCAAGGGCAGAGAAAGCCCAGGUACCGAGCACCUUUGGACCGGGACCUGAAUGAAGACCUGUGUGAUGGGUGUCCCGAGGGGACAGAGGUCCUGCAGCAGUGCAACUCCAUGGCGGACACGGUGUGCGGCCCACCCGGUCCAGGCUCGUGUCCCCAGCCCCUGGGUCUCAGUGGGACCUGCCAGGGCGUCACCUCUCUGUGA
Phyllostomus discolor (pale spear-nosed bat) is the source of this 1246-nucleotide messenger RNA. Its product is annotated as butyrophilin subfamily 3 member A2-like. The record is from RefSeq and is a predicted model, not a curated record. Gene Ontology annotation, cellular component: external side of plasma membrane. The coding region runs from base 50 to 1246 and encodes 398 amino acids. Gene Ontology annotation, biological process: regulation of cytokine production; T cell receptor signaling pathway. Lineage: Eukaryota; Metazoa; Chordata; Mammalia; Chiroptera; Phyllostomidae. Gene Ontology annotation, molecular function: signaling receptor binding. The transcript is spliced from 7 exons.